This is a messenger RNA of Penicillium mononematosum, 924 nucleotides long. Its product is annotated as lipase family protein. Lineage: Eukaryota; Fungi; Ascomycota; Eurotiomycetes; Eurotiales; Aspergillaceae. Bases 1 to 924 code for a protein of 307 amino acids. The transcript is spliced from 3 exons. Gene Ontology annotation, biological process: lipid catabolic process. The record is from RefSeq and is a predicted model, not a curated record.
AUGGCUGGGUCAAUGAUUUGUCGAGUGCUUGCGGUACUAUCACUCGGCAUGAUAGUCAAUGCAUCCCCAGUCCAACCAGCUCGCCGGGCAAUCUCAAGUGAACUAUUGGAACGAUUCACUCUUUUCUCCCAAUUCGCCGCCCUAUCGGCCUGCGACCAAAACAUCAACCACACGGGCCAAACUCUGACCUGCGACUACGGCGCCUGCCCGCUCGUAGCAGCCGACAACACGACAGUAAUUAAUACAUUCCACAUCGAUCACGGCCCGACAGGCUACAUCGCCUUGGACCACACGCGGGAACUGAUCGUCCUAGCAUUCCGCGGAACGGUAUCCAAAAGCGACGGCGACACAGAUCUCGAUAUCGCCCUCACCCCGAUUGACGAGGUGUGCACCGGAUGUAGGGCCCAUCAUGGGUUCUGGGUUUACUGGAGCGCCGUAGCGAGCCAGGCAACAUCUCAGCUUCGCGAUGCAACCAGCGCGUAUCCGGGAUAUAGGUUGAGCGUUGUCGGACACAGUCUGGGCGGGGGUAUUUCGGCGCUAGCAGGGACGGUUCUUCGAACACAGGGGUUCGAUCUGGAUAUUUGGACAUUUGGAGGCCCCAAACCAGGAAACAUGAAACUGGCCGAAUUCAUCACCUACCAGCAAGUGUCCAACAGCAUCUACCGAGCCACGCAUACGACAGACCCUAUCCCGAAAGUGCCGAUCAAUCUGCCUUUCUUGGACUGGAGUCAGCCUUCGCCUGAAUACUGGAUUACUCAGGAGACUGGAGUCCAGGUCACCACUGAUGGGGUGAAGUAUGUUGAAGGAAUUAAUAGCAAGGAGGGGAAUGCUGGUUCGGAUGGGGAUUUGAGGUGGCCGAAUCCUGAACAUGGGUGGUAUUUUGGGAAUAUGAGUGCGUGCGCGACUCCGAUAGAUGCAUCAUAG